Messenger RNA from Drosophila obscura, 1940 nucleotides. RefSeq names its product aquaporin (gene Drip). The transcript is spliced from 4 exons. Gene Ontology annotation, molecular function: water channel activity. The coding region runs from base 666 to 1406 and encodes 246 amino acids. NCBI's taxonomy places the organism in Eukaryota, Metazoa, Arthropoda, Insecta, Diptera, Drosophilidae. Gene Ontology annotation, biological process: transmembrane transport. Gene Ontology annotation, cellular component: plasma membrane. The record is from RefSeq and is a predicted model, not a curated record.
AUUUGCGCUCGAACAGUGAACGUGGUAGCACAGACUCAGAGACGGCGAAGAAAAGCGAGAAGCGUAAAGCGAAUAUAACAAACAGUUCAGUACAGUUCAGUGGUUCGUGUCCAGGCUGAGCUCAAAAUAGAAAUUCGAAAAGGAAACUUUGGAGCGGCUUACAGUAAUUUAAUCUAAUUUAAUUGAAAAUACACCUCGCAGUAAAAUCGAGUUAUUGUCCGACGCGCUUUCCCAUUUCGGUACGGCGGAGAAGAAAUAAUUGGUAAUUGCCAUUGAGAGAGCCCCACCAGUCCAGUGCGAACAUAAACACGCCGAAGAAGGAAAAACAUUCGUUCGAGUGAAAUUGAAAUUGAAAUUUAUUUGACAAAAUUUCAUUUGUUGCGCCAUUCCCCCCCGCACCGCUGGAGUGUUACCGACAAUUGUGCAACCUCAAGACUCUUAACCUUAACAAUUACCAUCUGGCCACAAAAGCUAUUGGCACAAUUCAGUUCGAUCCAAGUGCAGCCCCUUUUACUUUUACUCUGACGAAAACCAAAAAAAUCAAACAAAUCAAAUAACUCUGUUCGAAAACGAAAGCAAAACAAAAGUUUGAUUGAAGCGCCAACCUCCCCCCACCUACACGCCUUGCUAAACUCGAGUGCCAGACAGCCCCCCCGGACAACAAAAUGGUUGAGAAAACAGAAAUGUCGAAACUCGUUGGCGUCGCUGACAUAACCGAAGACAAAAAAAUCUGGCGGAUUCUGCUCGGCGAACUGGUCGGCACAUUCUUCUUGGUAUUCGUCGGCGUUGGGAGCACAACGAGCGGAAGUGUACCACAGAUUGCAUUCACCUUUGGCUUGACAGUGGCCACACUGGCACAGGGCUUGGGCCACCUCAGUGGCUGUCACAUCAAUCCGGCAGUGACCUUGGGCUUCCUGAUUGUCGGUGAGAUCAGCAUAUUGAAGGCAGCCUUCUACAUCAUUGUGCAGUGCGUGGGCGCCAUUGCUGGCGCUGCUGUCAUACGGGUGGCCCUCAGCGGCAUUGUGGGAAGCGGCCUGGGCGUCUCCUCAUACGAUCCUGCACUGGAUGUGUGGCAGCCAGUGCUCAUUGAAGCUCUGAUCACCUUUAUUCUGGUGUUUGUGGUCAAGGCUGUGUCGGAUCCGGGCCGCCAGGACAUCAAAGGCUCUGCGCCGCUGGCCGUGGGCCUGUCGAUUGCCGCCGGACAUCUGUGUGCGAUCAAGUUGAGCGGCGCCAGCAUGAAUCCGGCCCGCUCCUUUGGCCCAGCCGUUGUCCAGGGCAUGUGGACCGACCACUGGGUAUAUUGGGUGGGUCCCAUUGCCGGGGGCCUGCUGGCGGGCGUCCUCUAUAAGCUCAUCUUCAAGGUGCGCAAGGGCGACGAUGAAGCCAACGGCUCGUACGACUUCUAAGACCGGACGCUGGUACUCCAUCCACAUAUUGUUGUAAAUGUUUGCACCUGCUUAGAGUUCCCAGUUGCCCAGUUUUCCGCUUUCCCGCUUUCCCACUUUACAUUUUCAUUCGCCCCAGCAUCAUCCACAACAACGCAUUGAACUCGAUUUGAAAAUUCUCCUAGAUUAGGCCCUAUCCCUCCCCAUCCCUGCCCCCUCACAAUUGUCCAAUUUUAUUUGUUAAAGAAUGAAACACAAACGACUUGUUUUAGUUGUAAUAACUAACCCACAUACAUGUCUGUAUGUAUGUAUGUUGAUUAGGUAUUACAAGUAAAACAACUGCAAAAUUGUUGAAUACUGUAUUCGAGUAAUCUUAAGCUAAAUUAUAUGCUAUGCGCACCGCCGUGAAAACAAAUCGAAAUCGAAGAAGAGCACCAAACCAUCUAAAUUGUACCUCGAAAGCAGCUUCAGUUGGCUAGCACCGACCAGCGCGCACCUCUUUGGUAAACUACGAAUUGUAUUAUGAUUAUGUGUAAUAAAAAAUAAAAACUAUAU